GAGGGGAGGCGAGAGAGGGCUUUUAUAGCGAGAGAGAAAACCUAACCAUAGCGCCGUCUGAGGUGAAGGCUUUGGAUUCGUAAUCUUUUUAUCUUCUUAUCCCGAACGCACAAACCCUAGGGAGGCCAAAACCCCCAAAUCCCCCAACGCCAAGAUGAAUAGGGAGAAGCUUAUGAAGAUGGCUGGUGCGGUUCGCACUGGUGGAAAGGGCAGCGUGAGGAGGAAGAAGAAGGCUGUUCACAAGACAACCACCACAGAUGACAAAAGGCUUCAGAGCACCCUUAAGAGAAUAGGGGUGAAUGCUAUUCCUGCUAUCGAGGAAGUUAACAUAUUUAAGGAUGAUGUAGUUAUCCAGUUCAUAAACCCCAAAGUUCAAGCUUCAAUUGCUGCCAACACUUGGGUUGUUAGUGGCUCUCCUCAAACAAAGAAGUUGCAAGAUAUUCUUCCCAGUAUUAUCAGCCACUUGGGGCCAGAUAACUUGGACAAUUUGAAGAAGUUGGCUGAGCAGUUCCAGAAGCAAGCACCUGGUGCUGGUGGAGCUGCUGCACAAGAGGACGAUGAUGAUGAGGUUCCCGAGCUUGUGGCUGGGGAAACAUUUGAAGCCGCUGCAGAGGAGAAGAACAAGGAGGAGAAUCAAGCUUCGUAGGGAAUUUUAAGGGGAUUUUGUGUCAUUUUAUAUACUUUUGAUGCUGGGGAAGUUUUUGAUUUUGUUUUUACCUUGUCAUGUCUGACCAUGUUUGAUGGAUUCUCCUUAUGAUACAUUGGGUAGUAGUCUAUCUUUUGGUUAAAAUUUAGUUUUACUAUUUCUGAA
Pyrus x bretschneideri (Chinese white pear) is the source of this 811-nucleotide messenger RNA. Its product is annotated as nascent polypeptide-associated complex subunit beta-like. The transcript is spliced from 6 exons. Gene Ontology annotation, cellular component: cytosol; nascent polypeptide-associated complex. Bases 155 to 646 code for a protein of 163 amino acids. NCBI's taxonomy places the organism in Eukaryota, Viridiplantae, Streptophyta, Magnoliopsida, Rosales, Rosaceae. The record is from RefSeq and is a predicted model, not a curated record.